Anguilla anguilla (European eel) is the source of this 4422-nucleotide messenger RNA. RefSeq names its product BUB1 mitotic checkpoint serine/threonine kinase (gene bub1). Bases 211 to 4101 code for a protein of 1296 amino acids. The transcript has 25 exons. Gene Ontology annotation, biological process: protein phosphorylation; meiotic sister chromatid cohesion, centromeric; mitotic spindle assembly checkpoint signaling. Lineage: Eukaryota; Metazoa; Chordata; Actinopteri; Anguilliformes; Anguillidae. Gene Ontology annotation, molecular function: ATP binding; protein kinase activity. The record is from RefSeq and is a predicted model, not a curated record.
UUGGCUAAGCGGAAUUUUAAAAUGCGGCUCCUUGUAACGUUACGUUGAAUUUGAAAUGAUCACACAAGAGGAGUUCGGAGGAGAAAGUGGGAAAGUUUCUUGAUAACAUAUCAGACUAUAAUAGUCUGCUACAUUAGCAAACGUGGUCUCGCCUGUAUUCUUUGGUAACGUAAAAUCGGAGUGGCGUACACUGGAGCGACUUAGCACGCAAUGGAUAUUAGGACAUCUUCACAGAGAUUUGAGGCAAGUCUGAGUAGUUACACUGGAGAUGAUCCGCUCGAUCUGUGGGACAGGUAUAUCGGGUUUCUGGAGAAGAAACUACCAGCUGGAGAACAGAAUAGCAUCUCAGUGGUAUUGGACCGUCUGGUUCAAACCUUCCUUCCACAAACCCGCUACUACGACGAUGUCAGAUACAUCAACUACUGCAUCAAAUGUGCGAGCUAUUACAGUGAACCAAUCAAUCUGUAUAGCUACAUAUACGCCAAGGGUAUCGGCACCAGAGCAGCUGCCCUCUACAUUGCCUGGGCAGAGCAGUUUGAGAAACAGGGUCUGCUUCCUCAGGCGGAUGCUGUGUACCAGCGUGCUGUGGAAAACCUGGCUGAGCCAGCUGAAUUGGUCCUCCAGCAAUACCGGUUGUUCCAAGCCAGGAUGCCUGUGAGUCAGACUGCGGGAGCAGGGGCUGCGAGGAACCCUCUGCAGAAUUCCCAGUUGAUCAAUCAGAAGGAACGCCCAAGGGAGACUGCCCCCCCGCAGUGCACGGAACUAGAGGGUCUGGAACAAUUUCCUGUCGACAAAACGAUACGCAUAAUCUCUAGGUCUGAGAACGCGCUGGUGAAGCAGCCCGCGCCAGGCCCGGCUGAAGGCCAGCAGUUCGUGUCCAUGUACUGCGUGAACGACCUCGUGUGCGAGGGCUCCGAGCUCAGCUUCGAGGAGCUCCGUGCUCGGCGCUACUUCGACAAGCGCAGGCAGCUCGAGGAGCUGAGGGAGUGGGAGAAACAGCGGAGGCGCUUGCUCGAGGAAGAGGAGGAGGUGAAACAGCUGAAGAGGAGGCUGGCGGAGCUGGACAGUCACCUUGGCCCUCGGGCAGCGGGGGAGGGGAGCUCUGGCAGAGCGCAGCCGCAGUGGGGCUUUUCCCAAGGAGACCGUUCAUCUGCGAGGCAGACGGCAGAACCGAGCCCAGAGUUCCUCCAGCGGUCCUUCGUUCAGCCCACGGGCCCCGGCGCAGGCCUGCCAUUCAGCCACAGCUCUGGAGCAGCGCCCGGCGCCGGUCCGGCACGUUGGGCCGGGCCGGACCUGAACGCGACGGCGCAGGGGAUGCUGGGAUUGACCUUACCCUGCGGCUCAUUUCAGCAGCCAAUCCCUGAGACCGUGCGGCCUGGGGAACCGAGUCUGCCGUUUGUACAGACGGGCCCUGCUGAGGAGGAAGAUGAGGAGGAGGAGGCCGCAGCGUGCGAAGGCGCCUCCGCCGCCCCAAACUGCUCCUUCUUCAAACCGCUGCCGACGGAAAGCCCCGCCCCCGGCGCUCAGGCCCCGCCCCUCUGCCCGCCCACCUCCUCGGCGGCAGCUCUGCACGCCUCCCUGCUCGCUCCGGCCCUGGAGAGGAACGCUGACCCCGUCAGCUGCUCCUUCGCGGCCCCCCACAGGACCCCCAGUGCGCGGGCCGCCGUCGGCGCCUCUCAGGGCCUGGCCAGCCGCUCGUAUCUGAACGGCUCGGCCAGCGUCUUCGCCAGCAGCCUCCAGCAGCACAGCUUCCACCAGCACAGCUUCAGAGAACCGGACGUUCCUGACGGUGUGAUGUCAGAGAUGGAACCACAGCCAGAUCUGUCACAGGGAGGGACGGGGAAUCUGUCCCAUGUCACCCCCAACACUUCCCUGGGCCUGGUCCAAGCCACGCCCUCCCGAGUGCAGCCUUCACCGACCGUCAACACGCGAGAAGCACUGGACGUGAUCAUGGACAUGUUCCAGGCGCCAACCUUCUUCCACGAUGACCCGUUCAGUGGUGGGCCUCGAAAGGACGAUGACAGUUUCGAAGCAGCCUGCAGAAAUAAGAGCAACAGGUCUUCCCUGGGGAGGCCCCCGGCUGCCACCCCAUUCGCCAUCUUCCAGGAUGAAAACGACAAGGAAAACGGAAGUCAUCCCUGUAGUGUGUCCAUGGGAGUUGAAAAGGCUCAGCCACGGGUUCUGGCGGACAUCCCCGUGUCCAAGCCGGCGAAGCAAACGGAUGUACACUCUGGUGUAGAGUCCAUGACGGAGGAGAGCAUGAUGUGGGGAGCCCGUUACAACAACACCCUGGACCCCUGUCCCAACAACACGGGGGACUUCGCUCUUUCGGCUCAUCUGGUCUCCACCCCCUUCUCCCGCAAUGCCCCGCACUCAUGGGACCUGGAAGACCAAGAAAACGGUCCACACACAGUGUUCAGUGGCACUGAAGAGAUGCCCUAUCAGCGCAAGCCAACAAAACUCAGCCCGAUACUGGAGCAUAGCCCGACCGCGGAGAAGGGCCAGCGCUCGGAGAUGGCGGAGUGCACGGUGGCGGCCCGCGGGGGCGGCGACCAGGCGACCCCGGACGCCGGCGAGCCGGGGCAGCUGGUCGAGCACGGCCUGGCCGCCGGCGCCGCCGCCUCCGUAACCGUCCUGCCCCAGCCAACCGCCGCGCUGUCCUUCCCCGAGCAGACGCAGGUGGCCGAGGAGGACGCCGGCGGGAGCCCCGCCCGCAGAUCUGCGUCCGUCCGGGACGUCUGCAUGAGCCCGGUGCAGCCCGCCGAUGAGGAUUCGAGCGGCAGCCCCGCCCGCGGCUGUGCGCCGGUCAGGGACGUCUGCAUGAGCCCGGUGCAGCCCGCCGCUGAGGAUUCGAGCGGCAGCCCCGCCCGCGGCUGUGCGCCGGUCAGGGACGUCUGCAUGAGCCCGGAGCAGGCCGCUAUGCCCGACUGGUGCCUUCCUGGGAGUCCCACUCACACAACCGGACUGGACUGGGAGGUUCCCAUGAGCCCAGCCCCAGCACCCACGCACGACCCCCACGUCCCAGUUAGCUCAGCUCCCUCUGCCCCUGCAGCUGCAGGCCUGGUUUCCGAUCCCUGGGAUGAAGAGCUGAUCUCCAGCCUACUCUCCGGUCUGCCUGCUCUGCUCUCCUCUUAUCCUGGCUUUGUCUCCUGGGGCUGCAAGCUCCCGAACAUAGCACCAAAGAUUACUGUGAAAAUGGGUAAGAAAUCCCUCCAUGUGGAUUCCAUUCUUGGGCAGGGAGCGUUCGCCACAGUCUACCAAGCCACAGACCCCACGACGUCCAGCAAGCUGGUCCUGAAGGUUCAGAAGCCUGCGAAUCCUUGGGAGUUUUACAUCAACGGCCAGCUUAACCGGCGGCUUCAGCCCAGCGUGCGCCACCUCUACAACAACCUCUACUCCGCCCACAUCUUCCACAAUGGCAGCGUGCUGUUGGGCGAGCUCCACAGCUGUGGCACUCUGCUGAACGCAGUGAACCAGUACAAGAACGUGGGCGAGAAGGUGAUGCCCCAGCCUCUGGUCCUCUACUUCGCCGCCUGCAUCCUGCACAUGGUGGAGAAGCUGCACGCCGCCCACAUCGUCCACGCGGACAUCAAGCCUGACAACUUCCUGCUGGGGGAGAGAUUCCUUGAAAAUGAAGAUUUUGAUCCAGAUGGCCUUGAGCAUGGAUUGACCUUGAUUGACCUGGGCCAGAGCAUUGACAUGACCCUCUUCCCAGAAGGCACUGCUUUCACGGCCAAAUGCAUGACCUCAGGCUUCCAGUGUACCGAGAUGCUGGAUGGGAGACCGUGGAAUUACCAGACCGACUACUUUGGAAUCGCAGGCACAGUUCACUGCAUGAUGUUUGGAACGUACAUGAAAGUGAAAAAGGAGGAUGGUGUUUGGAAGACAAAUGGCAUUUUCAAAAGGAAUCCCCACAGCGAGCUGUGGCUGGAGUUCUUCCACACCUUGCUGAACAUUCCCGACUGCAGCUCCCUGCCCUGCCUGCGCAGUCUGCGCAGCCGACUGACGGCCGCGCUGCAGCAGAACUACAGCGGCAAGCUGCGCUCGCUGAAGAGCCGCCUGGUGGUGCUGCUUCUCGAAAGCAGGCGGUCCCGCAGAUAAAGACGCAAGCAGUUACUGGGGGGGGGGGGGAAUUGAGCUGAUUUAAAAAAUUUUAAAAAAAAGAAAGAAGUUAACUUGUUGAAUGAAAAGCCUUCACUUAGACUUGAGUCCACUUUUAAGGAUUGAAAACGCUUGAUCAAGGAAUAUGAAGCAAUGUGGAAAUACGUAAUUUCAUACCAUACUAUUUCAGAGUAUCAUCAGUUGUACAGGUAUUUGGUGUGCUAGAAAUCUUUUGUAAUGUGUAAAGAUUGUAGUACAAAAGGCUGUUAACAGGAAUUGCAUUAUCACUUGGCAGAGAAUAAAGUUUAUGUUUUUAAGUUU